Messenger RNA from Scophthalmus maximus (turbot), 1886 nucleotides. RefSeq names its product synapse-associated protein 1. The transcript is spliced from 9 exons. The coding region runs from base 126 to 1226 and encodes 366 amino acids. NCBI's taxonomy places the organism in Eukaryota, Metazoa, Chordata, Actinopteri, Pleuronectiformes, Scophthalmidae. The record is from RefSeq and is a predicted model, not a curated record. Gene Ontology annotation, cellular component: synapse; cytoplasm.
AAGAAAAACCCGACGGCGUAGUUCCGGGUUGUGUCAAGUCGACGAGUCGCCCGCUGUCCUCCGCGGCUGUUGCUGUUGCUGUUGUUGUUGUUGUUGUUGUGUCUCCUUUUCAAACUUCCAGCACCAUGUUCAAAGGUUUGGGGACGUGGCUGGGUCUGGAGAACCCGGCGGACGCGAAGGCGGCGGAUGACAGAGACGACGAGGAGAGCGCGCGGCAGGAAGUGAAGGUGGUGGAGGCUCAGAACGAGGUAAACAAACAGCAGGCGGCCGCCGAGCGCGAUGGAGCCGCGGAGGCGAGCCCGGACAGCCCGGAGCAGAGCAAAGGGCUGAGCGAGUUCAUCUUCAGCUUCGCCUCCAGCGCCACCAAGAAGAUCUCGGAGUCCGUGGUGGAGACGGCCCAGACCAUCAAGAAGACGGUGGAGGACGGGAAGAUCGACGGCAUCAUAGACAAGACCUUUCUGGGAGACUUCCAAAAGGAGCAGGAGAAGUUUGUCCAAGAGAACAAAUCCAAAAAAUCAGAAGCAGCGGUGCCUCCCUGGGUCGGCUACAACGAGGAGGAGACAAUCCAGCAGCAGAUACUCGCUCUGUCAGCCGACAAGAGGAACUUCUUGCGGGACCCUCCCGCUGGCGUUCAAUUCCACUUCGAAAUGGAGCAGAUGUAUCCUCUGGCUGCAGUGAUGCUGGAGGAAGACCAACUCCUUAACCGCAUGCGCUUCGACCUGGUUCCCAAACACGUGAAGGAGGAGGCGUUCUGGAGGAAUUAUUUCUACCGGGUGUCUCUGGUCAAGCAGUCGGCUCAGCUCACGGCACUGGCGGCUCAGCAGCAGCAGCAGAAGGAUGGCAAGGACAGAGGGGCCGGUGUUGCACCCGAGGACGUUGUCUUAACAGACAACAUCAGACCAAAAACUCCACCCGUCUCCAUCAGCGACAUGCAAAAGCCGCCUCCAGAGGAAGAGGAGGAGAUGUCGACGAGCCCCGGGGUGUCUGAGUUUGUGAGCGACGCGUUCGACUCGACGGACAUCAACCAGGAGGACCUGAGGAAAGAGAUGGAGCAGCUGGUGCUGGACAAGAAGGAGAGCACCCCAUCUCCUGACGACGAGUCCGCGGACUGGGAGAAGGAGCUGCAGCAGGAGCUCCAGGAGUACGAGAUGGUGGCCGAGUCGGACAACAAAGACGAACAGUGGGAUCAAGAGAUCGAGAAGAUGCUCCAGGCCGACGAGAGCUAGAUGACCGCCGCGCGUCCGUCUCCCGGAACAGGCAGUGUGAUCUGGCACCAGAAUGGACGAAUAAGUGACCAGUGAUGCACGCGGGGGGUGAACUUCCACGUCCUCCGCCCCGCCCCCAACUGUGACUACAAUCUUGUAAAACAUUCCCCUGUUCCCGACGAAGGUGUACAUCCAGAGAGCGUGUCCUCUCUGCCAGAAGUGGCGGUUAUGUUCAGCCCUAUUAGUGAAGUGUUGCCCUCAUCGCUCCUUCCUCCUAAAUCAAUUUGAUCUUCUCGGUUCUCCCUUCUCUUCUUCUCUCUCUCUGGUGGGAAACAGUUGCUAGAGGGCGCUGCAGGACAAGUACCAAGAAUUUAUUAAUGGAGAGGGCGAAGAGCUGUGAUCUUUUUCUUCCACUGCUGCUUUGUCGCGGGCUGUAAAGUCAAGUCUUAGUGUCGUUAUAGUACAGUGAAGUCAAAUGUAAAGUUACAUUUAUGUAAAUAAAGCGGAUCCUUACCCUAAAGUUCACUCCAGCUUGUGUUCCCAUUUCAUUACAUCAGCUUUUCCAAUUUAUAUUUGGGAACACGUUUCGACAAACUGCCCUGUCACUUUGUUUUCACUGCAACUGAAAUACUGUAUAUUUUCUGUAUCAUUGCACAUCCUUUAAUAAAUAAUGAGCUGUUA